ACAUAUUUCGCAUUGAGUAACUUUUUUGUGACAAUGUCUGCAUCUGUUGAUUAAAAUUUGAAACAUAAUAAGCUUCUAAACAAGGUCAACAGUUUUCAUCAACUCACAAUCGACGAAAAUAAUUAGGAAUCUGUGCAGAUUAUGUUUGUGGUUUCAAAAAAUAUUCAUUUUCCAUCUCACAACCAAAGAUACAAGUGCAAGUGUCUGCGAAAAUGAUUCGUACUUUGUUUUUCGCAAUCACAACGUUACAUGAACAUGGAUGACCUAAAAUGUGAAUACACGAAGAAAAAGGAUGCUUCAGACUGUCAAAAAGAGUGUAAAGUUAAGAAAUUAUAAUGUUUUGUGCAUGGAUUGUCAUCAAUCAUGAACUGAAUUGAAGUAACGCAUAACGAUCGGUGAUUCGUUGAAUCACAAAAGUGAAAAUGUGAUGUGUCAAACUGAUUGUUUACCUCGCGGACAGGUGAGCGGUUUGUAGAAGUGGUACGCGAGGGCGGCGGGAGGCGGGCGGCAUGUCGGGCCGCACGAGUCCCGUGAACGGUGGUUACGAGGCCAUGAGCGGGGAGCCCGCUAUGAGGCUCACUGUCCGCAAGGACCUAUUUCCUGAGGUGCGCCUGCCAAAGAUCACGCCUGUCGUACCUGAUGCGGCCACGACACCAGAAGAUGAUGAUGCAGUUUCUUGUGUUAAACUUGAAACUGACUUUGAGGAAAGCAUUGAUGAAAUUGCCAAGCAAAAACUGCAGGUGGCCAAUGGGGCCCUGCAGUCUUCACGGUCUCGUCAUAGGAAACAUAAGCAGCAUUCAAGACGUGAUUCAGACCAAUCAACACUCAAUGGUAGUCUUCCUUCAGAACGAAAACGCAGAAAAAGCAAUAGGUCUCAUAGUAAAAUGCAUUCUAAAGUGAAAGGUGGUAAAAAUUUCAAUAUAGUGAGUAGUAGUGAGUGUCAAAAUGAUGCAGAAGACUGGGUUGCUGCUGAGGUAGAACAAGAUAGUGAAAGUUCAGAAGAUGAAGUGCUCAAGUGCAGUGUAAAGUUACCAUUAAUCAAUUUGCCUCGUCAGACUGGCAAACCUUACAGUCAUGAACUUAGUCAAUUAUCUUCUAAAAAAAGUAAAAAGGACUCUAAGGAGAGACGGACUUAUACCGUGACGCCUUGUAGUGGUAAACCACGUUCUAUGUUGGGCAUAUGUAGUUCACGUAGCAAAAAGAAGUCGAAAAAGUCAGAGUGUACAGCCACUUAUCGAAGUCAGAUAGUGGAUAUGAACACUAUAAGAAUAAAGAUCAAAAGGACCAGUGUUCAUGCCCCUAUUGUUACACCAACACCAGCUUCUAUUGCCGAUCUUGGCCAAAGAAAAUCCAAGAAGAAGCGGGCUGCUUCUCCUGUUGUCAGUGAAAGCUCAGGGGAGGAAUAUGAUCCGCGAGGAGAUAACACUGCCUCUAUGAGUGUGGCAACACCUAAGGCCAAACAUUCCCGACCCAAGACACCCAAAAUGCCUAAGGCUAAAAAAACUAAUAACUCUAAAAGUAAAAAAAAGACUGAAACAACUAGUAGAAUUAGUGCAGCUGAAAGAAAGGACAUGGGACCCCAAAGUCCAUGGGCAUCGAUGCCCGAAGAAGUUCUUGUCAAGAUAUUUGAAUAUGUUGUUGCUUCACAAGGGACCUUACCAACUGUUAUAAGACUGGGGAGGGUUUGCAAGUUAUGGCACAGCGCUAGUUGCAAACCUGAAUUGUGGAAAAACGUAGACCUUGCAUCAUACACAAUAGAAAAAUGCAAAACAGACUACAAACUCGUUUGGCUUCUUGAGAACCGACUGUCACAUUGUCAAAGUUUAAAUAUAUCUCAAUGGAAAGUGUGCAAUGUAUCGUGGGUAUUGGCAUGCGUAGCGGAGUACUGCAAGAAUCUGAUGGAGCUGAGUGUGGCCGGGUGGAGUCGCAUCACGCCCGAACAACUGUAUGAGCUGAUGCAGGGACUGUCGAAGCUGCAACGACUGGAUUUGUCACUAACGUCUGAGACAGGCGGUUCCAGUACGUGCUUGUCAGCCGCAUCAAUGUCUCGCCUAGCGGAGAACUUCGGCGCGCGUCUGACGCACCUCACGCUGGCCAACAACAAGUUCACCGCGCUGCCGCAGAUCCUGACCUCCGUCGCGACGUAUUGCGCUAACUUGGAAGUUUUGGACAUAUCCGGGGCGAUGGCGACGUCGCAUCCAGCGGCGGUUCCUUUAGAAGCUCUACAGAAGGGAUGCCCUAAACUGCGUGUCUUCAGAGCAGCUAAUUCACAGUUGGUUCUGGCGUCAGCGACCACUUCGCAACAGAUGGAGGCCGGCGGGUGGACGCAGCUAGAAGAGCUAUCUAUAGCGGGGGAAGCCGCCGCUGAGCGCGUUAUCGUUGGAGAGUAUCGGCUCGGGGACGAGGCACUGGCUAGGCUCGUGCGGCACGCGACGCGGCUUCGGCUGCUCGACCUGCGCGGCCUGCAGCGGCUCACUGACUCCGGGCUCGUACGAGUGCCCGCUUGGGACCUGCAACACCUGUUCCUGGGCGGUUGUAACGUGACGCGGCAGAGUAACGCGUGCCUAGAGUUGAUAUGCGAGAAGUGGUCUCACAGUCUCAUCGAGUUGGACCUUUCAUGGGCGUCUGCGUCGCGAGUUCUCGAUGACGCUGUCUCCGCAUUAGCAGAUGCAUCGAAUAGUAAGCUUAGAACACUCAACUUAUGUGGGUCAUCCGUAUCUUUAGCGCCUGUCAAGAAAGUUCUAUUAAAAUGUCCAAAUAUAGAGUCAAUAAAUCUUAGCUCUUGUAGAGCUCUGCCCAGAGGCAUGAAACGCUUAUACACCGGCAAAGAACUACAGGACCUGAAAGAUAGCUUAGAUCCAGUAAAGGUUAAAACCAAAGAAAAUGAAGAAGACGAAAAGAAAGGCGUAGAAAAGACCGAGGCGGAUUCUAAAGCUGCGACGACACCGGAAACUCCUAAAGCAGAAACAUUAGAUAGCUCAUGUGAUAAGGUGGAAGCCAAAUCUCAAGAUAAAUCCGAAUCGCCCAUAUUUCAAGAACCCAAAAGCGUAUCUGAAUGUAGUAACAAAGUGCCAACCGAUAUCACAACCAAGUCCUCACCGGACAGUAAAACUGAUCUGUCUUUUAAUAAAGAUUGCGUAGAACCGGCAAUUUCAUCAGAAGCCAGACGCAUUGUAGGUAAUACUACGCCAAAAUUACUAAGCCCAAUCUCACAACUGAGGCCAGAUUCCUCUUCGACUCCAAGGUCUGAACAGGCAAAGGAUGCUAUGGGAAGCCCCCAUUUCAGUCCUGUCCCGAAACCUGACAGUCAAGUUCAGAACAGCCCUGAAGUGUUACCAGAAUCUAUAAAAAGCAACUCAUGGAAUCUGGGACAGUUCAAAACAACGCCCACACACAAAUCUGAAGCGAGCCCACUCAAUAGAAUAGAUAGUCAUAGCAAAUCCAGGCAUGGAAAAAUGGUUGAACAGUGUAGCCCUACAACGUCAUUAGAAAAUAAACCAAGUCCCGAAACCCUCGGCGUGAAGCACGACAUAAAGAACCCCAAUAGCUGGAGUUACGGAAGUCCAAUGCCUCGGCAAGACCAAUUUUCUUCACAAAGAAGUCCAUAUUCAGCGCAACCGAGUCCCGCCCAACCUAGCCCAUAUUCAACGCAGCCGAGUCCUUACUCGACCCAACCUAGUCCAUAUUCUUCCCAACCUAGUCCAUACUCCGCCCAGCCGAGUCCCGAUACGAGUCAAAUAAUAAAACCGGAAAUUCAGAAAUCUGGAGCGUGGAACUCUGGUAACUUCAGUCCAAUGCCGAAACACCACGCGCCGUUCUCUCCUCAUCCGUCGACGCACACGAGUCCCGACCCUGGCUUAGGAGUAAAAAGUGACAUUCGAAGUAAUCCCAACAAAACUCCCGGUGGCUACAGUCCAAUGUCGAGGCAGGAUCGUCAUCAUCACAGUCCGUACUCGCCUCGGCCGAGCGUAGAGAACGUCGCGUACAGUAAUAAAAAGAGUCCGGGGGUAGCGGGCGGGUACAGUCCAAUGAUGCGAUCCGACUGUCACUUGCCCAGUCCGGAUGGCGGAGGGCAGAGUCGGCAAGCCUUGGGGCGUACGCAAGACUUGUUCGGUCGGACGGUAGCCAAAGUGCCGGAUUUACCAAUACACAACAGCACGCCAGCCCCAGACAUUCCCAACACUUGGGGUAUGGAGAGGUAUAAUCCGCUAAGCACUCCGCCGACGAGUAUCGAGUCUUUAGUGUGGGGCACAUCGUUCGGUACGGAGCCGGCGUUGCCUCGCGUCGACAACGUUCCGGCAACGCUGAACACGCCGCCGGCGCAGACUUGGAACGCGUUACCGCCUUUCGACAGUGGAGUGCGGAGACCUACGGAGGACAUCAGUGAUCCGUGGACUUUAGGUCAGUUUCGAGUGGAACCCCCCCACCAGGUGCAGAAUUUCGUGGAACAGAAUGUGAGUUUCGACUCGCUGAGCGGGCACCUGAGCCACGUGCUGCCCAGCUACUUGGAUGACGGCUUCUCGGAGACUUCGCGCGUGGACUGACGCUCCGAACCUCCCACCCUGCACUUGCACGACCCUCGAAGGUUAGCGUGACAUUGUAAUUAAAUUUUGAACAAUUAUCUUGUAGACAUUGUAAAUAAGAUUAUCUAGUUAGAUGUAAGGGUAACAAAGCUAGGAGUGCAUUGAAUUUAUUUUGCAAUCCAUAGUCUAUGAAAAAAAUAUGUAAUAAGGACAAAUUAUAUUAAGAGUUAGAGAAAUUCAUUGAUGAACUUAGAUAUUGUUGGAUUAUACUCAUGAGUUAGAUUUUAGAAUGAGUCUUUAUUUAAAUGCCAAAAUCUGUUUACAUAAACCGAGGCCAAAAUAAAUAUUUAUUUCAAUUUUAAUUGUUGAAACAUUUAUCUACUCUAUUUAUCAUUUUUUUGUUAUAACACUCAUUAAGUAACAACAGGUAUCUUUAGAGCCGCAGUCAAAUAAAACAUUCCUAAUAUAUAUGAAAUUUGCGUGAUUCAUAUUAUUAAUUUCCAGAAUAUUUACUUAUAACGGUCGUGAUCGUAAUUAAAUAUAUCAUAUAUCAUUAACCUUGAUAUUUGCUUUAUAAUAUGUUGAGAGAGUUCUAACUAAUGAUUGCUAAUAUGAUUAUAAAUUAAUAAAAAAUGAUAUGAAGCUUUAAGUUAAAGCAGCUAGUUGAUUAAAUUUUUUGGGCUCAAUUUUAUUAUUAUAAUGUUUUUGUAAAUACGUUUGCCGAAAUUAUGUCUGUUUGUCUAGGCUUUUCUUCAAAAACUUGAAAAGGAAUUGUUUGAAUAAAAUACAUAAUUUAAUUGUAACCAUUUGAUUCCAUAUUAACUUCAAGACGCAUUUUUCAGAAAAUAUUCUUUAAGUAUAAAAUUUUAGACUGUAAUGGGUCUGGGCUGUGCUUUCUCCAACCCAUGAACUAUCAGAUAAUGCGUUCACAAAAUUAAAGCACGCAUUGAUGCACUUAACAUUACGCAAUAGAGUUUAUCAUAUAUUAAUAGCAUUUCAGACCAUGUGCCCGGAACUCUCAUAGUUGUAUGAAUUUCUUUCUCCCUUUGAAAUAAUUGUCCGACCUAUUUCCAGUUCCACCUAAUAAUAUUAUUCAUCUAUUACGGAUAGAUUUUUUACUAUGUGCACACAGCAGCUCUUUGUGUUAAUCAAAAUUUCGAUUCAAGCCUGCCUGAGUUGAGUUACUUCUGGUAAAAAUAUCAUUAAAUUAAAAUUCUACCUACGUAUGCAGUCCAAAAUCGUGUUAUUUUUUUAUUUUGUGCUAACCUGAUGAGCUGCGUCAGUACUUACAAGAAUUCUUUCCAUCAUUGAAUUGGCCAGUACUUCAAUAGAUAUGUUCAUAACUAUGCUCAAAAUAUAUUUAUAUAGUCUUGCAUGCAUACAAGCAGGCACAGAAAUUUCUUUGACAAAAAGAGUUAUAAAACAGUUGUAACAGUAAAGCCUCUGUCAUACAGUUUUCGUUAGAUUUCUGAUGGUGGUUAUCAAUUCUGUGUUGCUAUUGUUAGAUAAAUUUUAACAAUUGUUAAUUAUAAUAUUGUUCCAGCACUGAAUCGACCUGCCCCGUACCAUGAGCACCGCAUCGUGAUUAAACUCUUAUUUUAAGAAAUGUUACUUUAAGGCCCAUUUGCAGCGAAUUUGCUAAAUCUCGAUUCAACAAGAACUAGCUUUAACCCAUAAAAAACGUCAAUGUCAAUCAGACGUUAUUGUAUGGGAUAUAGCUAGUUUUAGUUGAAUUGAGAUUUAACAAAAUUGCUGCAAGUGGACCUAAAAGAAAUAUCGCAGCUGCGUAUCUAUUUAUUAUCGAUAUAUUCAUUUGUCAAAAAAAAUGAUAAUCGUGUUUCUUGCUAUGGGGACAGGAAGCAAAUACGUAUAUUUUGUCGCGAUAGUAUCUUAUAUCCAAAACUACUUUAUCUAUAGAAUUAUGUUAUCUGAAUUAGACGUUGUGUAUGGCAUUCAUAUUUGAAAACAUACAUCUCUCGAGCUGAUUUUUGUCUAAUAUGUUGCAUUUCCAUGGCACCUUUGAAUCUACCUUUACUGGUUUCAGAACACUUUCGCGUCGACCUAGAAAUAACUGUCCUUGUCAGUUACCUAACAAUAUAGAUACCAAUGUUAAAUGAGUCCUGUAUUCUGUUUUGAAUUGGUUUAAUGUUUUCUCAUAACUGAUAUAUUUUCUCUGUUUAAUCUAUAAUUUAUAUAUACGUAAUUAAUUAUUCACAUUUAACCGUAUAAUUGUGCUAACCGUUACUUUAUAAUCUAUCUAGUGAGACUGUAAUGUGUCGAGAGAUUGUGUACAGACACGUACAUGAUUAAGUUUAUCCCUUACUGACGUAAGAAAUAAACUAAACUAGUAACUAAAUGAAAGCUACUCAUAGUCACAGCCCUACACCAGCUGCAAUUUUUUAAACGAAUAAAUCAAUAACUUCCUCUCAAGUUGUCAGUAAAAUUGAUUUUUUUGUAAUUAGUGGCAUUUUAUUGUUACGUGUCGGGAUGGGGUCCGAAAUUAUAUGCCAGUUCACGCUUGACAAUUCUUUAUUCACCAUACAAUUAUACAGACACUUUACACUAUACCAGUCUUGAAGCAAUCGCACUUGAACACAUUACUUGCACUUUGAUCGCCUUGGUAUUCGUUCCGAAAUCGCUGUUGAAACUCAACUGUCCAUUGCAGGCGCCGAAAGCGUUUAUACACGCCAAUCGACGCAUUUCAGAAAAGUCCAGUUCAGUUGAGAGAAGUCGAGAAAUUAGUGCCUCGUUAUACGUAGGUAAUGCGUAUGAGUUGUAAACAAGUGCAGAUGUCGUUGCACUUUCACCCUUACGUUGCACAGCUUAAGGCUCAUAUAAUAAUGAACCGCAACACUCGGCCUCAAGCCGAGGCGCUCUGGUUAAAUAAAUCUGUUUCCAGUGUGUUCGCGGUUUUGGUUCGAGAGCGUUUGUGACGGUAUGUACAGUCUGGUACAAUCUGGCUUUAAUUAGGAACCCACCAAAGUUUGACUCAACACAGUUUGCAAACACAAUUAACGUAAACGUUAUAAUGCAAAUUUUAACUGCCUGUUUUCAGUCUAUAUACAGCGGUUUAUAAUCUCACUAGAUUAAAAAGAAACGGUUUUUACAAAAAGACGAAUUAUUUACAUUGGAAAGUCAACCAGAAAGGAAUCUCGAAAUGUAUUGGUUGAACAGCUCAAUAUAAUAAGAAAAUUCGUCUAAUUUACAAAAUGCACUAUUAUCUUCCAUCUUUAUGCCAUCUUUAUACCAGAAUUAUAUUCUCCAUACAUUUUUAUGUUUGUCUUUGUGAAUUAUUUUUAUAUGCCAUAUCUAUUUUCGAAUGAAAUCAUAUUGGUACAUAUCUUAUUUUUCUUGGUAUCUAAUUUAAAGAUCGUGUAUUAAUAAUUUAUUUUUUUACUAGUAUUGCUUUUAUAUUUUUACACUAUUAUUAUAAUCAUUUGUUAAUAAAUUAUCAUAUUAUAUUAAUGUUUAUGAUUGAACACUCUUGUUUUUGAUAAUGCUGAAUUUCAACGAAAAUACACAUUGAAUACAAAUUUAUAAAAAAUAAUAUAUUACAUUCAUACAUAUUUAGAGCCAAUUGCAAUGCCCAUUUCCCUAAAUUAAUAUGUUUAUAUUCUUUUUCAUUAAUUUCGAUUGCUUUAAAACUUUCACGAUAAAAGCCAAGUACAAAGUGCUUUGUAUAUAAAACAUACAUUAUGUAACAUAGGUACUUCGUGUUGUAUUUGAAGACCCUUAAAAACCACCAAAUAUUGUUUCCAAGACCUACAUUAGCCUUAUAAAAUGCCUAAUGUUUAACUGAAGAGAAUAUUUUAUAGUUUUAUUAACUUAUUACAAAAUGAAGAAUAUCUACUAUACAUAGAAUGUAUUAUAAUAUUAGGCGAAUAUUAUGUUAAAUAAUCGUGUACCAUAGUAUGUAUAAAAUAAAGUUGACUAAUAAUUGUAAGUUCUGUUAUGUAGAGAUUUUUGUUUGUAAUAUUGUUACAAUACUGCGUGGACUUCUUACAGAUGGUCCAAUUUUUAUAAUCUAACCAAUAAAAUAUCGAUGUGGUUGUACAUUUACAUUUUGAAUAGAAUUACUCUAUUUAUUAAAAUUCUUUUGU
Molecule: messenger RNA, 8623 nt
Organism: Chilo suppressalis (striped riceborer)
Lineage: Eukaryota; Metazoa; Arthropoda; Insecta; Lepidoptera; Crambidae
Source: the annotation of a GenBank genome assembly